Molecule: messenger RNA, 1609 nt
Organism: Selaginella moellendorffii
Lineage: Eukaryota; Viridiplantae; Streptophyta; Lycopodiopsida; Selaginellales; Selaginellaceae
Product: ethylene-responsive transcription factor 2
Exons: 1
Coding region: 456-1502 (348 amino acids)
Biological process (GO): regulation of DNA-templated transcription; ethylene-activated signaling pathway
Molecular function (GO): DNA binding; DNA-binding transcription factor activity
Source: RefSeq, a predicted model, not a curated record
AAGUAAAAUAUCUAACCGCACCGACGUAGUUUCAUAGUUUCCUAUCGUCGUUGGACCACCAAUAAGUCCAUGAUCAAAGAUUCCUUUUUCUUGGAUGUCUGGGUAGCGAGCAAUUUGCGUACGUCUCGUACGAAAACUUACAAAAGUGGUGACGCGUCAGCCUUAGCUAGAUAGAUAUUCCUUCCCGGAAGCUUCAGCCUCGUGUGGAAGACCCGGUCCUUCGGCGGAAGCUUCCUCGAGCACGUGUUGUGGCCAAGAACGCCACCAGUGGCAGAAAUUAUUGUGCACCAAGCUUCCUACGAAGCGCGCGGGCUAUACCCCACGUGCUAAAAGACGAGGGAAGCUUCCGGGUACCUGGGCAGCCUAUCGCCAAAUUUCUCCCAUUACAUAAGAGCAGGGCAUCGCCGAUUCUUCCUCACCGCUUGCGAGCGCUAAUUCUCUCACAGGUCAAGUCCAUGGAGAUGUUAAAUUGCGAGGGCAUUGGCUCGGACUUCUUCACAUUCUCGGACGAGUCGAGCUUCCUGGCCAAGAAGAUCGAGGAUAGCCUCCGCGAGAGGAGAGGAGGAGGAGGAGGAGGAAUGGCGAGCGUUGUGAAGCAGGAAUUCGUGGAUGAUGGCGGCUUAGAUUGGGCGAGCUUCUUGCAAGUGGAUGACAAGAAUGCGAGCAGCGGCGCGGGAUUCCCAGCUGCUGCUACUCCACUCUCGAAUCCCAGCCGCGAUCACAACCCCAGGAGCAAGCUGCGAGUGAGCUUGCCGCAAGUCACAGAGGACUACCUCAUGGCGGCGGAGACGCUCCUCAUGGAAUCGCCCGUUGCAGCGGCGUGGCAGCCGUCGCCCAAGCUGAGCCCCUGCUGGGGAUCGAAGCGGAUCAACACAGGCAUCCCAAAUCACCUCUUCUUCCUCAACGAGAACGAUUCCGAGGAGAUGCCGCUCUACGGGCUGCUCAAGGAGGCGGCCACCAGGCACCCAUUCGAUUCCGCCCCCACGAAGAUCGAAGCAAUCCAAGAUGUGAAGCCAGAGCCUCCGGUGGCGGUGGCUAUGGCGGCAGCAGCGGCGCCGCCAGCGGCGGUGGCGCCCGUACAGCCGGCCAGCCAGCCCCGGAGGCAGUACCGGGGCGUACGGAGGAGGCCCUGGGGGAAAUUCGCGGCGGAGAUCCGCGAUUCCACCAAGCAGGGCGCGCGGAUCUGGCUGGGGACGUUCGAGACCGCCGAGGAGGCAGCGAUUGCCUACGAUCAGGCCGCCUUUAAGAUGCGGGGGCGGCGAGCGCUGCUCAAUUUCCCCCUCCGCCUCGCCACCCCUGCCGCCGCCGCCGCCGCCCGUGCCGAAUCGUCGUCGCCCGAGAGCUCCGUCACCAGCGCGAUCGAGUCUCAAAAGGAGCGAACGAGGAAGAGGGCGCGAGAUUCUUCCUUGUCCCAGUCGUCCAGCAAGAGGCAAGCUCCCCUGGUUGUGGAGAUCCAAGAGCCCGACGUGGAUUACAUGGAGCAAUUGUUGUCCGGGCUGUGAUUCUCGGGUUCUAGAUUCUAGAAAGUUUUGGCGACCAUUGUUCAUGACCGUACUGACCCCUCAAAUUGGAUGGAAAAAAGCUUUGUAUUGCUGAUAAUUUGAUGAUU